AAGAUCUCCUCCCCACACCGGCCAUUCCCACCACCACCACCGCCACCGAACAUUUCUCACUGACCACUGUGCCGCGCCGUGCUCACACACAGAACGACGAUGGCCGCGUCGGCGCUUCACCAGACCACCAGCUUCCUCGGGCAGGCCCUGGUCUCCCGCCCCGCCGCCGCCGCCGCCGAUGCCGGCGGCCGCAUCACCAUGCGCCGCACCGUCAAGAGCGCUCCCCAGAGCAUCUGGUACGGCCCUGACCGCCCCAAGUACCUUGGCCCGUUCUCGGAGCAGACGCCGUCGUACCUGACCGGCGAGUUCCCCGGCGACUACGGGUGGGACACGGCGGGGCUGUCGGCGGACCCGGAGACGUUCGCGCGGAACCGCGAGCUGGAGGUGAUCCACUCGCGGUGGGCGAUGCUGGGCGCGCUGGGGUGCGUGUUCCCGGAGAUCCUGGCCAAGAACGGCGUCAAGUUCGGCGAGGCGGUGUGGUUCAAGGCCGGCGCGCAGAUCUUCUCGGAGGGCGGGCUGGACUACCUGGGCAACCCGAACCUGGUGCACGCGCAGAGCAUCCUGGCCAUCUGGGCGUGCCAGGUCGUGCUCAUGGGCUUCGUCGAGGGCUACCGCGUCGGCGGCGGCCCGCUCGGGGAAGGGCUCGACAAGGUCUACCCCGGCGGCGCGUUCGACCCGCUCGGGCUCGCCGAUGACCCCGACACCGCCGCGGAGCUCAAGGUGAAGGAGCUCAAGAACGGCCGCCUCGCCAUGUUCUCCAUGUUUGGGUUCUUCGUCCAGGCCAUCGUCACCGGCAAGGGACCCAUCGAGAACCUCUUCGACCAUGUCGCUGACCCCGUCGCCAACAACGCCUGGGCUUACGCCACCAACUUCGUCCCCGGCAACUAAAGCUGAUCGAGCGAGCGAGCUGAAGCUGAGCAGAGCAUCCAUGCGUGCAUGUCGAGCGAGGUCUCUUGUACUCUACUUGUUGUUUUCAAUCGUAGGCGUGUAGUAGUUGCACGAGAUCGAUGUAAACUAAGCACAGAUCGCAUGUAACAUCAGUGUGGAUGAAUCAAUCUAUAUCGAUGGCCUGUACCAUAUUCAAUUUUCGAUCAAUCAUCGUUAAUUACUCCA
This is a messenger RNA of Sorghum bicolor (sorghum), 1113 nucleotides long. Its product is annotated as chlorophyll a-b binding protein 5, chloroplastic. The record is from RefSeq and is a predicted model, not a curated record. Gene Ontology annotation, cellular component: plastoglobule; chloroplast thylakoid membrane; chloroplast envelope. NCBI's taxonomy places the organism in Eukaryota, Viridiplantae, Streptophyta, Magnoliopsida, Poales, Poaceae. The coding region runs from base 100 to 888 and encodes 262 amino acids. The transcript has 2 exons. Gene Ontology annotation, biological process: response to light stimulus; photosynthesis, light harvesting in photosystem I.